AUGAAAUUAACAAUUAUAUCUUUUUUAUUGUUUUUUAUAUUGAUUGAUAGUUGCUUAUCAAUCAAUGUAAUUUCAAAUGAAGUUAAUUGUUUAAAUAAUUUGGCAACAAACACUGGAGGUUAUACAGCAUCAUCUCUCUCAACAACAUUUUGUGAUCUUCCAAGUAAUUUUUGUUACCCAAAUGGUUCAAUUUCCACAAUAACAUUUACACAAACCACUACUUAUGAGUUGUCAUACAACGAUCUUAUUUGUUUCCCAAACUUAAAUACUAUAAGAAUAUCUAAAGGAAGAUUACCAGAAAGUUUUUUUACAAGUUUUAACCCAUCAAUUCAAUAUCUAACUGUAGAAUCAACAAUCUUACCAGCUCUCAAUGUUGUUAUCGGUGGAGUUUAUCAAUUGGUUCUUAAUGGUCAAUUCUCAACAAUUAAAGCCUCCCAACUUAAAAAUGUAAAAAAUCUUUCACUUUACAACACAGUUGAUAUUAUUUUAGAUGUUAUAGAAGAGGAUAGUGUUUUAGAAAAUAUAGGCUAUACAACAAACACUAUACCAAACAUUAAAUAUUUCAAAAAAUUAAAAUCUUUAUCAAUUUCUUUUGGUCCAAAUUUCAACAAAGAUUCAUAUUCAAACAUUGCUUUCUUUUCACCUCUCAAAGAUAUUAAAAUUUCAGGUGAUAAAGUAGAUUUUCCAAUGGAGCUUACCCAGCUAGUAAAUCCACAAUACACAAAUUUAGCUUUUUGGACUCCUGUACAACCAGUAGGCUUUAUUGAUUUAUCAAAUAAUCAAAUUGACGAAAGUGUAACAUUGUAUAUAAACGAUGGAAUUAACUUUAAUAUAAAUUAUGUAUUUCCAAUCAAAAAGCUUCCAAAAAAAACUAGUCAACUUGAAAUAUUAAACUCUAAUUUUAAUUUCCCAGAUUUAAAUAUUUUUAAAAAUGUCUCAUAUCUUAGUUUUUAUGGAGGUCAAAUACUUACCAAUAUAACUUCAAAUACAGCUCUCACAUUUUCCAACUCAUUAACUAUGACUAAUAUGAAAAUAAAAGGAUUUCUCGAUGAUUCAUGGUGCAACACCCUUCCCAGUCUCAAUUCAAAUAAGUUAGAAGGUACAUUACCAAAGUGUUUCUAUUGUCACUUAAGAAGUACAAUUAUUUCGUAUAAUUUUGGUGGUAAUUUGUUUUCAAAUUUUAAUAUUGACGGAUCUGACUGUACUUAUGAUGAUAUAAAUAUUGAAAUAGAUAUUUCAAAUAAACCAACAAUUGUUUUAUAUGGAAAAAAUAUUGGUUUUGAAGCCAAAAAUAUAAUAACAACACCACCAAAUGUAUUUUCUGGUCUUUCAUUUAAAGGAAAUUUCACCGGUCAAAUGUAUGGUGAUUUAAAAAACGUUACAGUUACCUUUAAAACACAACCAAAGCUUUCAUUCACUUUGACCACCUCAACUAAUCCACCAGUAAUUGAUUCAAUUUCACAAAACAAUUCAACAUUAACAAUUGAAGGUAGUUUCUUUAAUAAUAUACCAUCAAACAUUCAAGUUAGUAUUGAAGAGGAGUUGGUUUGCAAUGUUAAAUCUUCAUCUUUUUACAAAAUUACUUGUGAACUUCAAUAUCCAAUUAAGCCAUACGGUAACAAAGUAUUAAAGGUUAUGGCCAGAGGUUUAUACGCAUUAAAAGAAUUUAAUUUACAAUAUACCCCAAUUCCAUGUCCAGUCUCAGAUUGUAAUGAAGGGGGUGUAUGCAAUGACCAUGAAGGUAUUUGCGAAUGCUAUCAAGAAUUUGUAACAAUUGGUAACAAUAUUUGCAAUAUAGAAAAUAUAUAUAUCUCAACAAGUACCCAAGUUGACUCAAGUACUGGUGGCGAGGUUUCUUUAUUUGGUUGGUUCAGCAGCUAUGCUAAUAUUCAAAUAUUUUUAAAUGAUGUAGAUACCGAAUCUGUUACAUAUGAAUCACAAAGAUUCUUAAAGAUCACUGUACCACCAGGCACAGGAAAGGUUAAAGUUACAAUGGUAAUGGCCCAAUUAAAAUGGAAUGGUUUUAUAUACCCAUAUAUUGAAACCUCCAACAUUGCUUGCUUCAAUAACUGCUCUUCAAAUGGUGUUUGUAAUACCACAUCAAGCGAAUGCACUUGUAAAACUGGUUUUUAUGGUGUCGAUUGCUCAGGAAUCUCACUUGAUGAUCCAAAAACAACUUUAUCAGAUUCUAAUUGGCCAGUUUCACUAACAAAUGAACAAACUGGCUUUUAUAUUUCAAUUGUCUCAAUUAAUGAGGUUUCGUUAGAUGGAUCCAUUGUUAAAAAGCAAUCACCAGUCUGGGAAAAGAAAUCCGAUUCAAAAUUCUUCACAUCAAUCAACGAUAGGACAAUUGCCACAAUGAAUUUUGGUGUCUUAAAUAACCAAAGCAUAGAGAUCAACAAUAAUCAAUUCUUAAUUCAAAAUGGUAUUAUUGCCGAAUUCGAUUUAAGUUAUUGGGAAUUUAAGAACACCAGUAAUCAAUUACAAAUCGUUAUCUCAUCGCAAAUGAAAGUCGACAGCAAAGCAACCCAAAAUAAUUGCAAUUCAGAUAAAUCCGAAUUUUCAAGUGGUUCAAUGAUUAAAGGUUCAAAAAAUGUAAACUUUUUCAAAUUUACCAAAAAUUCCAAAACCCUCUAUGCUCGUAUUCAAAAUAAAGCAUUGGCAUCAUCUUACCAAGUACCAAUUGACAUUAGCCUCUUAUCAAAUCAAAAUAAUACAGUUUUAAUAGGUAUUAAUUUGCCACAUACCCUUAUGGCAAGAAUUUCAUCGGAUUUCUCUUUAUUCCUUGCCCCCGAUUUCAACUCAUCUACCUCGUGUUCUCAAUCAUCCGAUGAUGAGGUUAAUGCCUCAUCCUUGAUUUUGUAUUCAAGCUAUCUUGUAUUAUCAUUAUUAUCCCUUGUAAUCUUAAUUUAA
Messenger RNA from Dictyostelium purpureum, 2913 nucleotides. RefSeq lists its product as uncharacterized. The coding region runs from base 1 to 2913 and encodes 970 amino acids. The transcript has 9 exons. The record is from RefSeq and is a predicted model, not a curated record. NCBI's taxonomy places the organism in Eukaryota, Evosea, Eumycetozoa, Dictyosteliales, Dictyosteliaceae.